AAUAAAAAAACUGCCUCACACCUAUCCGUUAAUGUUUCUAAAAACCUUCAACCCUUACUUAGCACCGAAGUCUCUACAGUUGAAACUCCUGCUAUUGAUAAUAAUAAUAAAGAAACUACCUCACUUCUAUCUACUGAUAUUUUUGAAAGACUUCAAUACUUACUUAAUACUGAAGUCCUCACGGUUGUAGUUAAAACUUCUGCUAUAAAUAUUGAAUCUGAUUCUGAUAACCUCUCAUCUUUACUUACUACCAAAGUCCUUAUGAUUACUGAUCUUGAAUUAACUAAUACCCAAAGUAAUCUGAAUUUUCAUCGUGAUAAAACUAAAUGUCAUGAUAUGGCUCCUGAUAUAGCUGCAAUAAUGGUAGGUAAUGGUCAUGAGGUAAAUCUAACGAGUUGUGAUAUUCUUCUUAGAACGCAUGAUGGAAAUUUGCAGAGAAUAUCAGAGUUUCAUCUUUUAUAUAACCCUCUCCACUACAUAUUAUUAUUCUCUAAAGCUUAUAUACAAUUACAAGAUUUCAAUGAUGCAAGUGAUGUCUCUGCUGUAAUUGAACAUAAAGCUCUUACUCGAUUAGAAAAUAUACUUUUACUAAGUAGAAAAUCUUUAAAAGAUUUUCCUGAUAUGCCAAUUCCCCCUAUCACUUCAAAUAUCAGUAAUAAUAAAGAA
This is a messenger RNA of Racocetra persica, 666 nucleotides long. The record is from the annotation of a GenBank genome assembly. Lineage: Eukaryota; Fungi; Glomeromycota; Glomeromycetes; Diversisporales; Gigasporaceae.